CUAACUAAUAUCCGGGAAGUGAGAGGAGAGGGUUCCGAUUCCAAUUCUGUCCCUCAUUGUUAUCGACAUAUCCUUUUUCUCUCUCUACCAUGGAUCUCGCUCCCCUUCUCUCUGUCCCGUUCCUCUUCUUCUUCUUCUUCUUCUUCCUCCUGUGCCUAGGCGGCGUUGAGGCCUCGAUCCACACCUACCACCUCGAACCCUUCAAGGAAGUCGGCAACGCCUUCCUCCUCUCCGGCGGCAGCGAGGGGAUCGUCGCCUCCGACCACAGCUCCUAUAUCAAGUUUGAGAAUGUCACUUUCCGGAGGCCCAAAGAAGCCGCUGAGCUCCAUUCAAGCAUGGAGCACAGUACUGGUCUGGUGCAAGCAAUAAUAUUUGAAGCAGCUGAUCGUGAUAAUAUUGGUGGGUCUGCUUAUGGCGGGCAAAGGUCAAUAUGCUGCACCCCUGACCUAGCUAAGCUCGAAGGCUGCAGACAAGGAGAAGUAAUUAGGCGACCCUCAUCUAACGAUCUUAACUGGCCUGUUGCAAUUAGUACACACUUCAGUGCAAAUUAUUUAUUCACAAAAUUGGACACUCAAGAAGUUUACAUCAAGAAAACAGGAAUGUAUAACCUCUUUUUUAUUUCAUGUGAUCCAAAGCUGAGAGGACUCAUGAUGAGUGGCAAGACAAUCUGGAAAAAUCCUGGUGGUUAUUUACCUGGACGUAUGGCUCCUCUAAUGAUGUUCUACUUAUUCAUGUCGCUGGCUUAUUUGCUACUUAUUGUUAUUUGGUUUUUCCAGUACGUGAAGUUUUGGAGGGAUAUAAUGCCAAUUCAGAACUGGAUAUCUCUGGUUAUUGCUCUUGGCCUGUUUGAAAUGACUCUUUGGUACUCUGAAUAUUUGAAUUUUAAUAGUAAUGGCAAAAGGCCUGUUGGAAUAACAACUUGGGUAGUGACUGUUGGGGCUGUCAGAAAAACAAUAUCACGGCUACUCAUUCUUUCGAUUUCCAUGGGAUAUGGUGUUGUCAGGCCAACUCUGGGAGGUCUAACGUCAAAAGUGCUUCUUCUCGGAUUAACAUAUUUUUUAGCAUCGGAGUCACUGGAUAUUGCUGAAAAUGUUGGAACUAUUAAUGACAUAUCAGGAAAAGCUAGACUUUUUCUUGUCCUUCCGAAUGCCUUUCUGGAUGCUUUUCUCAUUCUCUGGAUUUUUACAUCUCUUUCACGGACCCUGGAAAAACUGCAGGCAAGGAGGAGUUCAGUAAAGUUAGAUAUUUAUAGGAAGUUCACUAAUGCCUUGGCUGUUGCUGUGAUCGCGUCAGUUGCCUGGAUAGGAUAUGAGGUUUACUUUAAGGCGACAGAUCCAUACAGUGAAAGGUGGCAGAGUGCUUGGAUCAUUACAGCCUUUUGGGAUAUUCUUGCGUUUGCACUCCUGUGUGUGAUUUGCUAUCUAUGGACUCCAUCCCAAUGCUCACAAAGAUAUGCCUAUUCGGGUGAAGCAGUAGAGGGUGAUGAAGAGGCUCAAUCUCUUACAAAUGGUGCUUCUGAAGGUGAUAUUGGAUUGACGAAGCUGGAUAAAGAUAGGAACAAUCUGGAUCCUGCCAGAGCUUUUAGACUUGACGAUGAGGAAGAAGAGGACAAGCGGGAAUAGUAUUCCAUUAGCCAUAUACUUACUGUACCUGGGGUGGUUUUCCUUGAGCAGUGAGCCAAAUACCAGCUGUUAGAAUUGAAGAGUGCUCGAAAGGAACUACCAUGUUAUUCUUUCUCCUCCUUGUAGACCCACUAGUUGCUAAGGUAUGUGGAUCAUAGAUAAGUUGAGUUAAAAUGAGAACUUGAGACCCAUAGAGUCAUAGUUUCAUAUUUGUUCUUUCAAGUUGAGAUCAAUCUUAAGGUUUAUGUGGUGAAGUCCCAUAGAUGCUGUUCCAAUUAAUGCUGAAAGAGGAAUAGCAAAAUGAAAAGGGACAGUACUAAGAUAAGAGAAAUAUCGCAAACUAAGAAGGGGACCCUCCUAUCAUAUGGUUAAUUGAAGUGUCCUGUUAGGCCAGUAGUUUCGACAUUGUGUGGCUCUUUCACCUUCUGUUUUCAACGAGGUUUAAUUAGGGAUGUAACUGUGCUGCUUCCUGAAGUCAUCUGCUGUAUAGUUGGUAUGUGAUGUUGAUUGGCUAGCCUAGUAAUUCUGGCUCAAAAGAAAAAGACUUGAUCGAUCAUGUCGUGUUCGUUUUCGGUUAGAUAACAUCAUGAGGCCAAGGGCUUCUAUUGAAUA
Ananas comosus (pineapple) is the source of this 2234-nucleotide messenger RNA. RefSeq names its product transmembrane protein 87B. The coding region runs from base 90 to 1622 and encodes 510 amino acids. Gene Ontology annotation, biological process: transport. NCBI's taxonomy places the organism in Eukaryota, Viridiplantae, Streptophyta, Magnoliopsida, Poales, Bromeliaceae. The transcript has 5 exons. The record is from RefSeq and is a predicted model, not a curated record. Gene Ontology annotation, cellular component: membrane; Golgi apparatus.